AUGCGGAGGGGGCGAGGACCACCGCCUCGUUAUUCCCAAGAUGAGGCUCUAACUGCAACCCCGCAGGAGGCCACAAGGUGAGUGACAAUUAGGCAAGUCGAAUGGCGUUCUGUUGAAUACCGUUAGUCUGGGUUUGUUUGCUCUCCUUUUACAUUUUAGCAAUCAGUCAGCUGAGAGAGGGAGAGGGUCUCCGGCGUUAUGUCGCCAUACCCGGCACAUCUGCUCUCUCCUCCAAUGUCCCAGCCUUUAGUGUUUUGUGUGUCCCCAAACCCGGUAUGUCCGCUCCCCACGCACACGCCCCCUCCCACUCUUCUCCUUACCCUCUACUUUACUGUCCUCCCCACGGUCGAGAAGUCCUACGAGGGCGACGUGCGAUCACGUAGGCGACCCAGGUCAAUGGGGUCGUUGUCUCAGUAAACUAAUUUGUAACCCAUUGUGGAGUUCUGCAGACGUAUGGCACGACAGCAGCCCUAUUUAGGGGACUGUGGUUCGCAGACUGCAAUACAUGUGGUCGAAAACUCAAAACAAGAUGGAAACCGUUGUACUCAGUGAGACCCGGUUCUCCGAAAAAAGGAUAACUGGAGCGGGUGCGUGCCGGCUACCUCUUCUUCUGGAGCGGUCAUCCCAAGGCAGAGCAAUGGGACGCGGGCGCCGCUUUUGCCAUCCGGAGCUGCAUCGUGGGACGAUCGUCCUGUCUGCUGCAGGACAUCGACGAGUGCCUGAUGAGUCGUCACUUGCCUCUCCGAAGAGGCAACUUCGUCACCGUCGUCAGCAUCUGCGCUCCUUCGAUGAUUAGCCCUGACGCGACAAAGAACAAAUACCUGCGUUCCUUACUGGCGACUGUUCCGAAGGCGGAUAAAUUAACUGUUCUUGGUGACUCCAACGUCCGCGUCUACAGAGACCAUGUUGUCUGGAGAGCAGUGUCAAGUCCCGUAGUCUCGACGGCUUCAAUGACAAUAGCGUGCUCCUCCUACAAACCUACGCAGAGCAUCGUCUCACCCUAACCAACACACUCUUCCGCCUUUCGAUGCGGAAGAAGGCGACUUAAAUGCACCCUCGGUCGUGACACUGGAACCUGCUGGGCUAUGUCCUCGUCCGGAGACGAGACCAGCAGGGUGUGCUGGUGACAAAGGCGAUCCCAGCUGCCAACGGGUGGACCGACCAUCACCUCGUCAUUUCCAGGAUGAGGAUCCGCCUAGAGCCACGCAGGAGACCUUAACUUAAGCAACUCCCAGGUAAUCUGAAUAUUGAUUUGUUGUCUCUGCCUGCUCACCAUCUCCAUUUCAGCAAUGAACUAGCUCGACGGCUAGCCAACGAAGACGCCUCCGUUGAGAACCGAUGGUGUCAACUGAGGGACACGGUCCAGUCAAGCGGUCUGGCUCUUCUCGACCAUGCACUUCGUCAACACCAAGACUUGUUCGACGACAAUAACAUCGUUAUUAGCAAACAGUUAGUCGAGAAGGACCGCCUGCACAAAACCUACGUCAACCGCCCUACCGACAACGAAACAGCCUUCCACCGUAGUCGCCGUCUACUGCAAAAGUGGCAGCGGUAGAUGCAGGAAGCCUGAACAGCUCGCAAGGCCGAGGAGAUCAAUGGGUGCGCGGAACGCAACUAAUGGAAGAAGUUCUUCACCGCGACCAAGGCUGUUUACGGUCCCACAGCCAGAGGCUCCGCUCCUCUUCUCAUCGUCAACGAAACUACCCUACUCACUGAGAAGACGCAAAUCCUGCAGCGAUGGGUCGAACACUUCAGAGGCGUCCUUGACCAUCCCUCUGCCAUCUACGACCCCGCCAUCAACCAACUGACUCGAGUGGAGACAAACGCCGACCCCAACCUCCCGCCCACUCUCCACGAGACUAUCAGGGCCGUGCAUCAACUCUCCAGCGAGCAAGCCCCCGGAUCAAACGCGAUCCGCGCUGAGAUUUGCAAGCACGGCGGUCCAAACUUAUAA
Molecule: messenger RNA, 1954 nt
Organism: Spirometra erinaceieuropaei
Lineage: Eukaryota; Metazoa; Platyhelminthes; Cestoda; Diphyllobothriidea; Diphyllobothriidae
Source: the annotation of a GenBank genome assembly